ACGCGCGCCCGAACCUAUAUAAAAACGUCGAGCUCCGAGUCCUCCGCCCGCAGAUAAUAUGUAGCCGCGUCGCGUCCCACCACUGCGGCCGAUCCGAUCGCUGGAUCUCUCCCGUUUCCGAAGUGUGUUUUUGAACGAGCGUCGCAUACAUGGUACCUGGUUUCCGGGUCCUUCUGGCAGCCGAUGUCACCGCCGCCGCCACCGCAUCCGUUCGUCCCCUCGUAAAUAAUUUAUAUUUACACAAAAAUCACGAUACGUCGUUUUUCCCGCGUUGACCACCCACCCGCCCGCCGACGGACGGAACCAAACGUCCGCCGCCACUACCCGUUAUUCGACAUAUACCACCAGUGUUCUACGACUUGUAUACCGGACCUGCUGCAGGAAGAAAGGUCAAAAUGUCAACGAUAUCAAGUUUUUGCGAUAUUUUGAUGGUGAAAGUGGUUGGAGAUCCUGAUUGGCGGCAAAGAUUUGUCGUGCUUAGCAAUAGUACACUAUGGAUUUAUGGGGAUGAUCAAGAUCCACGAAGGACAAAAAUUCAUGCAGUAAGAGACUUGGCAGUAUGCCGAAGAAUUUGCGACGGAAGCCACUUAGUUUUGCAUAUCAAAAACAUAGCUAAAUUGGAUUGGUUUAAGAUUAAAUUUAACACAGAAAAACAACUAAUUGCUUGGAAGAAACGUUUGCGACAAGUAAAAGAAGCUUGGAAUGAAGAGACUUAUUUUCAAUACCUUAAUCAAAAAUCUCAGCUCAGAUCUCCAUAUGAGCCAUUAACUAGGAUAAAUCAACAGGUGCCUAGUAAUAAAUUAUCAAAGCCUCCACGCAUGCCAUUUUCCAGGAGCCGUUCACUUCAAGAAAUAAUAAGUUGGGAAAAGUUACCCAUGACACUCACUCAAGUAAACAAGGAGAUGCUUUGCGGAAUAAACGAUAUAGACGCAAUUUUAGUCAGAGUUCGAUUAUCAAUAUUGGAAAACGAAAUGGCUUACAACAGAGAAAUGGACAAAAUGUUAGUCGCUUUUAAAAAACGAGCUCUAUGGCCAGAUUAUUUCCUGAUGGACGACAAAUCGUUAAUUGAACAAACGCUAUCUAAAUUGAAGGAGAGCUCAGACACACUUUUGCACGACGUCGAAGAUAUGUGGCCAGACGCUCCUAUGGUAUUACAGAGUUUGGAUGAUCUAGCUGAUUUGUUAAUUAAACACUUGAAAUCAGUGGCAAGGACCCGAAUGAUCACCUACUGCCAUCUUCUACGGGAUUUUAGGCCUUUCUUACGUAAUAAUCUAGAGAGCGUGGACGACAUAUACGCAGAUGUGUACAGCGAACACUUUUAUAUGGAACGAGCGCUUCUGCCGAUCUUCCGGGUCUACAAGUUAAAAGGCAUAUCUAAAAAGCUGGCUGUCAUGUUAUUCACUGAGAAGGACACCAACAGCGCACGUUGGAACAAACUGUUCGACCUGUGUCAGGAGACGCUGACCGAGACGUACGGCGAGCUGUCCAGACUGUUCGGCGACUAUUACGCGCUGAGCGUGACGCAGUUGUUCGCGUUCAGCGACAAGCACGCGGCGUUCGAGCGCAACGGCAACAUGAGCCUGUUCGAGAAGUUUGAACUGGCCAGGGAGGUGAGCGAGAUAUGCGACUCGGUGGUGCCGCUCAUCAAGGUGGUGAUCGUGGAGGGCGGCAAGCGCGGUGACGGUACCGCCGCGGCCGCGUCCGACGACGUGGUGGCCGCGGUCGAGGCCGCGGCGGCCGGUCACCGGCGCAGAUGCGGCGCCGACUGCUGGGACGACGGGUAUGGGAAGCGGGACGCCCGGCCGUUUGAGAAAAUGACGUGCAAAAAUCCGUUCGGCACCAUCAUGGAAUACGACGUGGACAGGAAGGCGGCGUGCCGGAAGAACUGCGGCGGCGGCGGCGGCAACAACAAGAACAGGCAGAGGAAGACCGCGGCGGCCGGCAAGUGCAUCGAGCUGAAGGUGUACUCGCGUUCCGUCAACUAUUUCCACGAACAGUUCGACGAACAAGCGGUCGUCUGCAGCGGGUUCGUCGGGACGCGCACGUCGUCCGCCGUCUCACUGCCCUACUGACGGGUCGUUUAAUAUAACAAUAUUACGUACUAUGUUGUGUAUGAAGACAUGUAUGUGCGUGUUCUUAGAGACCGAGAGCGGUUGAUAUAGAGGAGCUUCGAUGGGGCGGUCUCGUCCUCAAUCACAAUAUUAUUUGAAUUUAUCUAUUACCAAAUAAGAGCGUCGAGAACGAUAUAUAUAUAUAUAUAUAUAUAUAUAUACAUAUAUUAUAUUUUUUUUAAAUCGUAAAACAUUACGCCUACGCAUUAUCACACACACACGCACGCACACAUACACACGCGCCGUCACAUCACGGCAUAACCGGCAGACAGCAGUAAUGAAGGUACUACACCGGUACAACAGCGGCGUGCCCUGCGGAUUUGUCGAAUGUGGCAGAGAGGAUAUGAUUUUUUUACUAUUCUCUUAGAACGAAAAAAUAAAAAAAUAUGUAUUCUCGCAUUCAUCUAGUUAAUGUUUUAAUUAAACACAUCAUUGAUCGCGCGCGUUUUCAAAAAUCACACAGAAAAAAUAUUGGGCUUAGAAUUUUUGGUUUAGACAAUACCCUAUGAGAAAUCAAUAGACAGAAAUGAGCCAAAAGGAAGAUUCGGCACGUUCAUUCCUCCCCCCCCCCGCUCGCCACGAGCACGUUCGCGUACAGUACAUCGGUAUUCUGAUAUUAGGGAAUUACGGUCGACCCGGCGUAAUGUGCCUACCGAUAAUCCGGAGAGGGCCGCGAUUCACGACAAUAGUACUUGGGGCGCGUACCACUUAGGCAAUUCGAUCCAAAACGUCAACUGUAUGGGCGAAUAUGUAAACCACGAAAAAUACUGUUUGGCCGAAUAAGUAUGAAGUAUGAAUAGAUUUACAGAUAUUUAAAUUUAAAUUAAUAAAAAUAUUUUUAUGUACUUUAAUUGAAAAAAUGAACAUAAUAAAAUCACAUAUUAUAGGUAACUAUUAUGUCAUAAUAAUGUCACUAUAAUCAAAUUCAUAUAACUAUAUUAUUAGUAAUUUAGUGAAUUUAAAAAAAAAAUAUUGGUACCUACAAUAACAUUGUAAUAUACCUAUAUUAAUUUUGUCCCCAUAAAAAAUGCAUACAUAUCAUUCGUACACGUGAGGAUAAUUAUGACAUUCGCCUAAACGGUGUCAGUGGUGUUCGCCCAAACGGAUUAUAAAGUUUUUGGUCAAAAUUAUUACCACCACCCUCUAAGAGGAAUAAUAAAGAGGUCUCGGUCAGAUAUUUUAUUGAUAAUUUUUUAGAAGGCGGAGAGGAGAGAAUUCACAAUUUUUAGAAAAGUUUCGUCGCGAUGCAUGAGUAUAAAUACCUACGUAAUAACUGUAAGUUUGAGUGCAUUUCUUUUUUCCCCGGCAUAAAUAGUGAACUGUAGAUGAGGCUUAUUGACGGCGCAAUAUCUUAAAAAUAGCAAUAAAAAUAUUAUCAUAGUAUCAAGUAUUUAAAGUUAUUGAAUAUAUAGUGGCGAUGCUACAAUGCGAGAUAAAUCAAACGCAGCAAUAUAGGUACUAUUCAAAUAUAGAGAAUACAUUUUAGAUGUCAAAAUUUUGUAACAACCACGGUGUGUAAGCUCUAGUUGGUUUAUCUAUAGUAGAUACGGUACCUAUACCUACUUAGUUGUUUUAUUUUUAUAUAAACUUCCACGAAUAAGAUAACAAAAAAAAAAAAAAAAAAUGUUAUUUAAUAAACCAUAUAUCAAAAUUUGUAUCAAUGAAAUAUAGUUGUAAGAACGCAAUUGCACACAUUUUGUAACGCCAUUAUAAUGUCAAUAAAAAAAUAAAAUUUCACGGAGUUCAA
This is a messenger RNA of Rhopalosiphum maidis (corn leaf aphid), 3858 nucleotides long. RefSeq lists its product as uncharacterized. The coding region runs from base 396 to 2072 and encodes 558 amino acids. The record is from RefSeq and is a predicted model, not a curated record. NCBI's taxonomy places the organism in Eukaryota, Metazoa, Arthropoda, Insecta, Hemiptera, Aphididae. The transcript is spliced from 9 exons.